Messenger RNA from Onychomys torridus (southern grasshopper mouse), 752 nucleotides. RefSeq names its product Spi-C transcription factor (gene Spic). The transcript has 5 exons. The record is from RefSeq and is a predicted model, not a curated record. Gene Ontology annotation, cellular component: nucleus. Gene Ontology annotation, biological process: regulation of transcription by RNA polymerase II; cell differentiation. NCBI's taxonomy places the organism in Eukaryota, Metazoa, Chordata, Mammalia, Rodentia, Cricetidae. Gene Ontology annotation, molecular function: DNA-binding transcription factor activity, RNA polymerase II-specific; sequence-specific DNA binding. Bases 1 to 738 code for a protein of 245 amino acids.
AUGGUCAGUGCUUUCACUUGCGCUGAGCAAGACAGUCUGGGUCAAGUAUUUGAGGAUGCUUUUGAGGCACUGACACAGCCUUCUGUUGGAGAACUUCAAUACCCCCCAGAACAUAAAAAUUACAUGGCGCUCCUUAACCAUUAUCCUCACAUCAGAGGCAAUUCCGGUUGGUGUGGAAUGUUAUCCCCAGAAGAGCCCACCUGUAACUGGAGAGAUGUAACUAGUGGUUCUGGGGACUUGUAUUUGGAAGAAAGUUUCCAUCAAUCUCUGCAGAGCAUAACUGAAAACCAGCUGGUACAAGCCACCCUCUUCCAGCACAAGGGAGGAAAAGGCAGGAGGAAGCUUCGGCUGUUUGAAUACCUUUUCGAAUCUCUGUGCAAUUCAGAGAUGGCAUCUUGUAUUCAGUGGGUUGAUAAAACCAAAGGUGUCUUUCAGUUUAUAUCAAAAAACAAAGAAAAGCUUGCUGAGCUUUGGGGGAAAAGAAAAGGUAACCGAAAACCCAUGACUUACCAGAAGAUGGCCAGAGCCCUGAGGAACUAUGCCAGGACUGGAGAGAUCACAAAAAUCCGGAGAAAGCUGACCUACCAGUUCAGCGAAGCUGUUCUCCAAAGACUCUCUCCAUCUCCCUUCCUGGGGAAAGACCUCUUCUACUCACAGUAUGGCCAGCCUGAUCAGCAAUAUCUCAGCUUGAACCCCUGGAAUGCAAACUACUAUGCUUAUGCCGGUUACCAGAGCUAAGCCACUCCAGCUUC